AUGAUGGUGUACACGAGGAAAAUGGUGACGGCCGCGAACAAAGUCAUAGAUGAAAAUAAUUGGGCCCAUGAAGAAAAUGAUGAGGUCAAUGAAAAAAGUAUUGAAAACAACGAGCAAAAUGACGCUUUACCAACAAUAAUUGUUCCGCAAUCCUACUUAGCUUUGAUUGAUGAACCUUCGACAUCAAAAAGUGGUUUUAACAUUCUUCCAAGUGAUGUUAAUAAACUUCCUAAAAUUUCACAAGAAAAACGUAGCUCUAAAUCCAGGAAGUCUGGAGGCACAGUAGUUUUGACAAGUAGUCCGCAUAAAAAUCAAUUGUUAGAAGAACAACAGAAGAAGGAAAAGCAGGCCGAAAAAACAUUUAAAGAACAAGAAUGA
Molecule: messenger RNA, 378 nt
Organism: Acanthoscelides obtectus
Lineage: Eukaryota; Metazoa; Arthropoda; Insecta; Coleoptera; Chrysomelidae
Source: the annotation of a GenBank genome assembly